AUGGACCCUUUUUACCAGCGCUCGAUUUUCCAGCAUGGCAUACCAUUACUGGCCCUUGCCACAUUUGUUAUUUCCGUCACAUUCGUAGUUGUCGUCUUCAAGCUGGUAGUCCUGAACAAUGGAGAUGAGCGCGCAGUAAAAUUCAUAAUACCUAUCCCAGAGCAAUGCUCUCCAACUUGGAAAGGUGAGACCUUGAAAUUUCCAAGUGUGAAGGGCAAAAGAUGCACAAAAGCUUUGGGCGAAGACUACAUGGACGCAGAGGAGGAAGGUGUUGAAGACCCUACUGAAGUGAGAGCUCAUGGGGAUCACAGCGAACAGCAGCUUGUGCUAAUCGAUCGCUCACGAAGAUAUGUCCUCGAGAAUCAAGAGUCUAUUACAACUGUAGCCUGUCUAGACUCUGGAAAAACCAAAAUAGACGCCUCAUUGGGGGAGAUACUCGUGACGACUGAAAAGUUGAAAUGGACUAUCCAGCAUGGAGAGAAGGCAUUGAGCCCGGAAAAGAGACCACUGAACUUUCUUAUGAUGUACAAGCAUAAUGAGGUCAGAUGGGAGCCAUUGGGCGUUGUCACCGCUUGCGUUAGCUGGAACUAUCCCUUCCAUAACUUCAUCUCGCCGUUCAUAUCAACGCUCUUCACUGGCUCAGCCUUGAUUUUGAAAGCCUCCGAGAAUACAGCAUGGAGCACACAACAUUUCGCACAAAUAGCCAGAGGGGCUCUCAAAGCCUGCGGUCAUUCUCCAGACCUCAUCCAACCCAUUGUGUGCUGGCCACAGAAUGCCAACCAUCUCACUUCCCACCCAGACAUUGCUCACAUCACAUUCAUCGGCUCUCGCCCCGUCGCUCACCAUGUGGCAAGCUCAGCCGCAAAAUCUUUGACACCCCUCUGCGUUGAAUUAGGAGGCAAGGACUCCGCUGUAAUUCUUGAUGACAUCAAAGACGUCUCCAAAGUCGCUAGCAUACUCCUCCGAGGGACUUUUCAAUCGGCCGGCCAGAAUUGUAUCGGCAUUGAGCGCAUCAUCUGUUUGCCCAAUAUCUAUCCACAGUUGGUAUCCGUUCUCGAGCGACGUAUUCGCAACCUUCGCGUCGACACCUCUCUUGACGAUGAUAAUAUAGAUGUUGGUGCUAUGAUCGACUCAACUCGCUUCUCGCACCUUGAAAGCCUCAUUACCGAAGCCGUUAAUCAAGGAGCCCGAUGUCUCGUUGGUGGUCAGCGCUACCGUCAUUCCAAGUACCCUUCAGGCCAUUACUUCGCUCCCACGCUCGUCGUAGACGUUACCCCCAGCAUGAAGCUAGCACAAGAAGAAGUCUUCGCGCCAAUCUGCACGCUGAUGCGCGCCUCAUCACUUCCUGAUGCAAUCGAAAUCGCAAAUUCCACGCCCUACGCUCUUGGCGCUUCUGUCUUUGGCGCCAGUCGCUCCGAUCUCGAAACCGUGACUUCGGGUGUGCACGCGGGUAUGGUCAGCAUCAACGACUUCGGCGUUACGUACGCGGUAUCUCUGCCAUUUGGCGGGAUGAAAGGAAGUGGUUAUGGGAGAUUUGGUGGCGAAGAAGGACUGAGGGUAUUAUGUAACCAGAAGGCUGUCUGUAGAGACCGUUGGCCUGCUUGGGUGAGCACCAGUAUCCCGCCCUCGUUAGAUUAUCCAAUUAGAGGUGCGAGGAAAGGGUGGGAGACUUGUGAGGGAGUCGUGGAGCUGGGGUACGCAGAGGGAUGGAAGAGAUUAGGGGGUUUUGUUGAAGAUCAUGAGGAACGCAUAAGCCGAGAGCAAGCAGUGCCUGUUUACGUGACGACUUUGAGGGAGGAUAUUAGAGAAAUGGAGAAUCAAAGAAUGGACUUAGCUGUACAAUAG
This is a messenger RNA of Bacidia gigantensis, 1845 nucleotides long. RefSeq lists its product as uncharacterized. Gene Ontology annotation, molecular function: aldehyde dehydrogenase (NAD+) activity. The record is from RefSeq and is a predicted model, not a curated record. The transcript has 3 exons. Lineage: Eukaryota; Fungi; Ascomycota; Lecanoromycetes; Lecanorales; Ramalinaceae. The coding region runs from base 1 to 1845 and encodes 614 amino acids.